Lycium barbarum (goji berry) is the source of this 2733-nucleotide messenger RNA. RefSeq lists its product as uncharacterized. The coding region runs from base 241 to 2043 and encodes 600 amino acids. The record is from RefSeq and is a predicted model, not a curated record. NCBI's taxonomy places the organism in Eukaryota, Viridiplantae, Streptophyta, Magnoliopsida, Solanales, Solanaceae. The transcript has 16 exons. Gene Ontology annotation, molecular function: protein tyrosine/serine/threonine phosphatase activity; ATP binding; mRNA guanylyltransferase activity. Gene Ontology annotation, biological process: protein dephosphorylation; 7-methylguanosine mRNA capping.
GCGAAGUACAAAAUAUCUUACAGGCCUAACAAGAAACUAGGCGAAGAAUUAAAAGUAAAAGAAAAAGGGUAAAAACCCAGAGCAACGAUUACUCGUAAAGUAAAAAAUUCAACGCGUUCCUUUCCCUCGUGUUGCUAACUGUCAAUAAAACCCAGCAAACUUUGCUCUUGUCUUUGACGGCGGCAGUUAACCGGAGAAGAACUCCUUUUGAAGCCAUUAGAGAAAAGGAAGCAAGAUUCAAUGCACGCCUCAUCUAAGGAUUAUUGGCGAUCUCGCAAUAAUAAUAAUAAUAAUAGACCUCGCAAAUUUUUCGACCGUUGCAGCCUACCCGCAGGUUGGUUAUAUUGCCCUCCAUACGGUGAUAACAUAGGCUUUAUUAUCCCAUCAAAAGUGCCUCUAAGUGAAUCAUUCAAUAAGAAUAUCCCUCCUGGAGAAAGAUACACCCCAAAAGAACUAAUCGACAAGCAAAGAAGUUUAGGGAGAGAAAUCGGACUGGUGGUUGAUUUAACAAACACUGAUCGUUACUAUCCAGAAUCAGAUUGGACCAGUCAUGGUAUUAGACAUGUUAAGAUUCGAUGCCCGGGGCAGGACUCUGUACCUGAUGCUGAGUCUGUAGAUAGAUUUAUUUCUGAGGUCAUGCAAUUGACAUCUCAAGCAAGUAAAUAUGCUGUUGUCCACUGCACUCAUGGCCACAACCGAACUGGCUACAUGAUUGUACAUCUUCUUGUACGUAAUCAGUCACUCAGUGUUAGUGAGGCAAUAGCAAAAUUUGCCCAAGCACGCCCUCCUGGAAUAUACAGACCAAAGUAUGUGGAAGCAUUAUAUGACUUCUACCACCAAUCGAAGCCUGAACUUUUUGUUUGUCCCCAAACUCCCGAAUGGAAGAGAGACUCUGAUCAAGAUAAUGGGAAUCUUACAAGAGCAGGAGCGGUGUCAGAUGCAGAUUUUAGGGACGAAUGUAUCCCAUUUGCUGAGGUUCAGAUGAUGAGGAACUUCUGCAAUCAAGUGCUCAAUUUGGAUGUACAGGCCAGAAGAAAUACCGGAAUACCAGGAUCUCACCCGGUCUCUCUCGACAGGGACAAAUUGCAUCUUCUAAGCCGACAACUCUACCAUGUCACCUGGAGUGCUGAGGGGCCACGAUACAUGAUGCUAAUAGAUAGGGAGAAUUGUUAUUUGAUUGAUCCACAGUUCUAUUUCAGGAAGGUCCAAUUGCGGUUUCCUUGCAAAUAUAUCUAUGAGGGUAGAGCUGACAUUACUCAUCACUACACGUUGCUUGAUGGUGAAUUGAUAACCGAGACUCAGCCAGAGACACAAGUGAAGAGGAAUACUUUCCUCAUUCAUGAUAUGAUAUCAAUUAAUGAAGUCUCUAUUACAGAGCUACCUUUCCAUCAUCGAUUAAUGCUAAUUGAAGACGAGGUGAUCCGGCCCCGUAACUAUGAACGUGAAUUUUUAUUCACAUGUGUAAAUCCGUACUACCAAUAUGGCCUGGAACCAUUUGAAGUGAGGAGGAAGGAUUUCUAUUUGCUGUCUGCAGCUUCUAAGCUCAUCAAAGAUAUAAUGCCAAAUCUUCCACAUUCAGCUGAUGGUCUUAUCUUUCAGGCCUGGAAUGCAACUUAUGUGCCUCGGGAACAUGAUGGACGUUUGAAAUGGAAAUAUCCUGGAACAAAUACUGUUGAUUUUCUCUUUGAGGUGGGAGUUGACGGCAACAAUUUGUUUUAUCUGCAAGAACACGGAAACAAGAAACCAAUUGAAGGUUGCAGAGUGAUGUUUAAAGAUGGAUCAGAUUUAUCGUUGUACUCGGGUAGGAUAAUUGAGUGCUCCUGGAACUCUCAUGAAAAUGCUUGGAUCUUUGUGCAGAUCCAAACAGACAAAUCAAACCCAGAUUAUAUUAGUGUCUAUGAGGAGGCAAAGCACAACAUAGAGGGCAAUCUUACAGAGGAUAUCUUGUUGGAUGAGAUUGAUAAAGUUGCAAGUCUACCUAUAUACGCUGACUGGGUAAAGCAUCGCAGUGGAUCUUUUAGGAAUGUCUGGAGAAGGCAGUGAGGGAUUUGCUGCUGUUUGUUGCGAUAUGCUUGUUCUCCAAUUUAUCUUUUCUUUUUCACCAUUGAGGGUGAGGUGGGAGGCGGAGGAGGAGGUCAUAAUCUAGUUAAAAAUGCAGGUUCUUUGCGGUUGUCAUUCGUCAUUCGGUGUUUUUCCAAGUUGAAAGAGUAACAAUUUAGUCUAAUUAAAACAGACUGCAGGUUCUUUGCGGUCGUCAUUCAUCAUUCCGGGGGAUUUUUCUUCUCAUAUUCGGAUUUGCCAAGUUGAACGAGUGAUAAAUGUAGGCUGUAUCUGUGUUAUAAUGGAGGCAAGUAUUGGGCAUAAAAUUUUUGUUUGCUCAAUCCAUCAGAGCUCUGGGAAUGUUAAGGCAAUAACAAAUAAGAGGUCUAGGUGGUGUUUGCAAAGUAUACUAGGAAAAGUUAGCGCAAAAUAGUGCAACACAUUUUCUCGUUAUUCUUUCUUUUUCCUUUUACAUUUAUUGCUCAAAGUCGACCCUUGUUGUGAUUUCAUGUAUCUAUUGUAAGAUGCCGCAAAAGGAAAGGAUAUUGUACAAUGAUUGCCACAUGUUGGAGCUGUGAUCUUGUAAAGAAAUAUUGACUUCUGUAACCUAGCUUAUUCAGGCGCAGGGAUGCUAUUAAUAGCAGUCACAUGUUGGAGCUGUGAUCUUGUAAAGAAAUAUUAACUUCUGUAACC